CUGUAGUUAGGGUUCCUUAGCAAUACAAACAUACAUAUAAUCGCGUUUUAACGGACUUCACAUAGCAACGUGACAGUUUUAGGAACGUGAUUUAAACAUGUUCUGUAAAUGUGCGGCACGAGCUUCAAGCGCGCUGCGGCCUGCGCAUCCUCGGUGUGGAGCAUUGAAGCUGUCCGCUCUAAGUGCCACUGUAUCGGCCAGCAGACCGUCCCGGUCCCGAUUGACAUUAAAACGGGAAUCAAGUAACUCUGCCAGUGAUUCCAAGGUUCCUCAGAUACCCUCAUGGGAGCCCAUAGAUGAAAAUCAACUUCCACCCGCAACAAGAGUCUCACCAGACCUAGUGGACAAGUUGGAGAGAUUAGCCCUUGUUGACUUCGACAGUAAAGAAGGGGUGGACUGUCUGGAGAAAGCCAUUCGAUUUGCUGAUCAACUUCAUGUCAUCAAUACUGAUGGUGUAGAUCCAAUGGAUUCAGUUCUAGAGGACAGAGACUUGUGUUUGAGAGCAGAUACUGUAACGGAGGGUGAAUGUGCUGAGGAGCUCCUCCAGCUGGCCAAAAACACAGUAGAGGAGUACUUUGUUGCACCUCCAGGAAACAUCCCACUACCAAAGAGAGAAGAGAGAUCUGCUAUGCUUAAACACUCUGAAUUCUGA
This is a messenger RNA of Rhinichthys klamathensis goyatoka, 652 nucleotides long. It is a transcript of the gene gatc, whose product is annotated as glutamyl-tRNA amidotransferase subunit C. The coding region runs from base 98 to 652 and encodes 184 amino acids. Lineage: Eukaryota; Metazoa; Chordata; Actinopteri; Cypriniformes; Leuciscidae. Gene Ontology annotation, biological process: mitochondrial translation; glutaminyl-tRNAGln biosynthesis via transamidation; regulation of translational fidelity. Gene Ontology annotation, molecular function: glutaminyl-tRNA synthase (glutamine-hydrolyzing) activity. The transcript is spliced from 5 exons. Gene Ontology annotation, cellular component: mitochondrion; glutamyl-tRNA(Gln) amidotransferase complex. The record is from RefSeq and is a predicted model, not a curated record.